Molecule: messenger RNA, 729 nt
Organism: Linepithema humile (Argentine ant)
Lineage: Eukaryota; Metazoa; Arthropoda; Insecta; Hymenoptera; Formicidae
Product: venom allergen 2-like
Molecular function (GO): odorant binding
Source: RefSeq, a predicted model, not a curated record
UGCUUUGCAACAUUCGUCGUAUCUCUUUGAGUACUCAAAAAUGAAAACCAGCGGAAUGAAGACUAUUGUGCUCGCUGCAUGGUUGCUAGUCAUCGGAGAAGUUUACGCCGUAAACGAUGAAAUAGUACAAAGCUUCAAUGAUCAUUUGACAAAGUGUGAAGAAGAACUAGGAAAAUCGCUAAUUGCACCAAAGGAGCUUAGACCUGAUGUGAUUCAUUGUGCAUUGAAAAAGCACGGAACAAUCGACGAACAGAAUGUGUUCGAUACGAAUAAGAGUUUUACAGCAAAUUGUAAUGGUCUUGUCUCAGAUCGAGCCGCAGAAGUGCAGUGCAAAACAAUUCUUACCAGCUGCAUCAAAAUAGGAUUUCAAUACUCAGAAAGUACCUAUGACACGGCUUUGAAUAUUAUAAAGUGCGCAGUGAUCAAAGGUAUAAUGUCAUUCAUGCUUGGCUACCCAAUAAUUAUGUAAAAAAUGUAAUUAUGAUAUAAUUCUGAUUUAACACAUUUCCUUUGAGCUGCAAAUUUUUUAGUUAAUCUUGAAUCUUGAAUCUUGCGCUACGUGCAAUAAAGGCUUCGAUGAAUUUUUUGUGUCAUAAAUUGAAAUUUGCAAAUUUAGUGAAAAUGUUUUCAUAAUAUUACAAAAAAAAUCAAUUAUGUAAAUUCUGAAAUCUAAAUUCAGUUGUGUAAAUCCAAAAAUGCAAAUUUAACUGUAUAAAUUCAGCUAUAUAA